UUGAAAAACGUCGACAAAAGGGCAAUCUGCGACGAGAAAAUGGAAAAAUAUCCACUUGCCAGCGCAUUUCUAGGCCAAAGUUGGCAAAGAAGUGGGCAUAUGGACCAGCUUGAGGAGGAGCUCAACAGGAAAGCGGAAAUGCGAGACGAGGAGGGAAUGAUGCGCCCGAAGCUGGAGGAGCUGAUGAUUGACACGAUGUUCGCUAUGCUUGGCUCCGUCAGUAUGAAGGAGGCCGAAGAUGAUAUGGGGGAGAUCGAUUUGAUGAUACAAGGCUGUAUUGGCCAGAUCUUGGAGAUGGAGCAGAUGCUCGAGGGCGCCGGGGUCCUGAACCUCCUUGCCUACACCAUAGAGCGCAAGGAACGCGAGGCCGAGCAAAAAAUGGCGGUUCUCCGGGAUCUGGCUGCCCACGAGGAGGAGCAAAAUGCCAUUCUUGAGGCUCGCGGCAUCGUUAAGGAACUGCGCGCGGAGCAAAAGGACCAUACAGAGGUGGAUCAGAUGCUAGCCAAUAUGGAUCAAGAGCUACAAAAGUUGAAUUACCACUGGAAGAUUACGAUCACUGAUAUGUGUGACACUCGUAACAAGAGGAUAGUCAGCCUUACGCAGAUGAGCCAAAAGAUAAAUGAACUGCAGGCAAAGAUUAAAGAUAUGGACUCUGUUCUUGGUGAAUUCUGCACUGCAGGCCGUGCUGUUCAAAGAAAACAUUGGACUACAUUGGACUUGAAAUCCACAAAGACCAAGGUCUCAGAGCCCACCCCAUCUACUGAUUCCCGUACACCACUUAAUUCGGCUGUGGAUUUUCUCAGCAACAUGCUGUCCGAGAAGCCCGCCCAGGACGAAAGUGACGCCGAGGAAACCGACCAAAGCAAGGACAGUGAGGAGCAGAAGGUGACUCAGGAGAUGGAGACACCGCUACGAUCCAUAUUGGUCAGUCGCGAGGAAGAGGAUCCUCUUUCCCUCUCUAGCUUGGAAUCAAAGCAAGUGCGCUUUGCCGAUUCUCCAGAACUUGCACAGGUAAGGAAGAUGGAGGACGAUGAUCUAGAUUGGCCAUCCGAUUCCGAAGAGUCAGAAGAGCUAGAAGUCGAGGACGAGGAAGAGAAUGCGGGAGAGGAAGAGGAGAUAUCAGAGGAAGAACUAGAGGAAGCGACUGACAAUGAGACAGAGGAGGAUUCAGACGAUUUCGAGGGAGAAUCGGAAGACGAACCGGGGAUGCAACACGAAGGAUUUGGGGAGUACGCCCAAGUAGAGCACCCAAAAGAGAAGAUGUUGGAUCUGGAACGGAAGGAGUAUGAAGAGAAUUCUGGAUCCGAAAUGGAGGAAUCUGGAUCAGAUGACGAGGAAUCUUGUGAAGAGGAGUCAGGUGAGGAGGAGUCGGAUGUGGUAGCCGGCAAAAUAGACGAGGAAAUAGCUCCUGAGCAACAGAAGCAAGCAACUACUAGAACAGAUGCUCAACUAGAGACUUUCUUUAAUAACAACAUUGCCGCCGAAUCAGGAAAACCGAAAAUACUUAGUGUGGAGGCUAUCCCGCAAAACCCAACUACAGUGGACAUCGACGAUAUACCCAGCACCUCCAGCGGCAUUCGGAGCCGUCUUUCUAUUACAAGCAAGGACGAACCAUUGCCGGCUAAGCGCCUUAAACUUGAGGAAGAUGAGUUCCCAAUGGCCCAGCCUCAACCCGACUUUUUCAAAUCCCUAUCGACCAAUUGCGGGGGCAUGGAGGAUGACCAAUCUCUGGUAUUCGACUCUCCAACAAACGAUAUCGACGAUGAUUACCUGAUUAACUUCAGCGAUGAUAAUGAUGUUUCACUAAAUAGAACAUCAUACAUGCUAUAAUUUUGAAAUAUGAAGUGAGCAGAAAUGAUUGUGUUCCUAAAAGAGAACACACUUUAUUUCAGUUACUCUUUAAAAAGCUUCCUACAUUCUAUCUGCUUUUUUGAAACAUCAAAAAAUAUAUCCUAUACGGAGCGCUAUACUCAUCCUUUUGUAAUGCUUACAAAAGAGACUUAACAAAACAUAAGCUUAUGAUUUCCACUCGUUAUGGGAAGUAAAUAUUUUCUUAAGAAACGAAACAAACAUAAUUUUCAUUAUGGUAUUCUUUUUCAUAUAAUUCAAAAGAAUUUCACCUUAAAAAAUUAAAACAAAAAAAAUACAAAUUUCUACAAAGUACAAAUACGUUUAAAAAUACAACGACUUGAAAAAAAGCUACUGAAGGCUCAAAUCUAAUUAUUAUUUUGAAAAAAUAUAUUUAAAAAUGUAUAUUUAAAUAGACUUUAAUAAAAUGUUCACAAAUCUAUGAAAGCUUAA
Molecule: messenger RNA, 2301 nt
Organism: Drosophila biarmipes
Lineage: Eukaryota; Metazoa; Arthropoda; Insecta; Diptera; Drosophilidae
Gene: corolla
Product: neurofilament light polypeptide
Exons: 4
Coding region: 40-1830 (596 amino acids)
Source: RefSeq, a predicted model, not a curated record